This is a messenger RNA of Penicillium hordei, 1272 nucleotides long. It is a transcript of the gene aglA, whose product is annotated as putative alpha-galactosidase. Bases 1 to 1272 code for a protein of 423 amino acids. The transcript is spliced from 3 exons. The record is from RefSeq and is a predicted model, not a curated record. Gene Ontology annotation, molecular function: hydrolase activity, hydrolyzing O-glycosyl compounds. Gene Ontology annotation, biological process: carbohydrate metabolic process. NCBI's taxonomy places the organism in Eukaryota, Fungi, Ascomycota, Eurotiomycetes, Eurotiales, Aspergillaceae.
AUGCAGGAUGCCGAACUACUCGCUAGCUGGGGCAUCGACUACCUCAAGCUAGACGGAUGCAAUGUCUGGGCUGAGGACGGCAACUCACUCCGCGAGUACCGUGUCCGCUACAUGCAGUGGAACGAUGUGUUAAGCGCAAUGUCAAAUCCGCUUAUUUUCUCUAAUUCCGCGCCUGCAUAUUUCGAAGACGAGGUGCCAAACUGGGCGGUCAUUAUGAACUGGGUCCCAGAAUCUGGCGGGUUGGCGCGUCACUUGGCGGAUGUGAUUGUCUAUUCCAGCAAUGGUAGUGCCUGGGAUAGCAUUAUGUAUAACUACGACUUCCACGCGCGUCUAGUGCGCUACCAGCAACCGGGCUACCAUAACGACCCGGACUUUCUGAUCCCAGACCACCCGAGCCUCUCAAAAUCACGCUUUGCGCUAAUCUCAGCGCUUGCACCCCCUCCCUCUCGGACGAGGAAAUUGCAUUCCUUAGCAACAAGGCUCUCUCGCGAUGGCACCUUUGACGUCCUGUCCCACUCCCUGGAAAACGGAGACAGAAUACUUACCACGUUGAACCGUGGAGCCGAUGCGGCCACAACGACCGUCUCUCUCGCGCGCCUCGGCCUGUCGUCUCACUCUGGCCGCAAGUAUGAUGCACACGAUCCCGUCACAGACCAGGUCUCAACUAUUGACUCUGCUAUCGAGAUCCAGCUCGAUUCUCAUGUUGCCAAGGUUUACCGUAUUGCGCUGCCGAUAAGCUGUACUAAGACCACCCCUACCGGGAUGGUUUUAAAUACCCCGUCUGGUCUUUGUAUGACUGCUUCUACUGAUUCUGUGAUCUUUGAAAAAUGUAGUGCCUCAGAUUCCCAGGCCUGGUUUAUAUAUUUUGGCAUCCAGCGAAGGUUCGGCGUGGUCUGGCAUGUGGCAGCAACAGGCGAUGCCACUAAGCUAACUUUGAGCCCUCUGUCGGACGCGUCGGUUUGUCUUGCUGCUGGGGAUGGAGUCUCGCUUGCUAAGUGCCAGAGUGGUAUUGGUAUUACCUGGGAUAAUUACAUUUCGGGACAUUUGCGCAAUUCGUCUGGGAGUUGCUUGACUCAGAGCAAGAAUCAAGCCAGUAUCGAGGAGUGUGUGAUUGAUAGUGUUGGGCAGAUCUUUGGAUUGCCGAGUGGAGUCCAUCUGGCCAAUGGGAGGCUUAAACUAACCUUGAUACGGAUUAGCGUAAAACUUAUGUCCGAACCACGUGACUUGAUGUGGGUCUACCUUUUGUAUAUGAUGCACCUGGCCUUCAUCUAG